This is a messenger RNA of Macrosiphum euphorbiae (potato aphid), 2565 nucleotides long. The record is from the annotation of a GenBank genome assembly. Lineage: Eukaryota; Metazoa; Arthropoda; Insecta; Hemiptera; Aphididae.
AUGUCGUGUUACCUCGUGCCGCUGCCACCGCCGCCUUCGUCGUCAGCAGCAGCAGCGACCGGUGCGCAUUUAUCGAUGAUGAUGUGUUCACAAGGUGCUAGCGUCAAAAUGGAGCAUCACUUCCAAGCUGCGCUGGAUCCACGUAAACAGGAAUUACUGGAAGCCAGGUUCAUCGGCGCACGAAUGUCAGCCGGGACUCAGCUGCAGAUGGCUCCGCAGGCUGGCCAAAUGCACCUACCACACCCUCAACCGGGGAGUACUAUUCAUAGCCAAGACUCGAAUAUGAGUACAGGUUCGUCGCACAGCGACAAGGAGCAGGACACUCCGGAGAAAGCCAACUCUAUCACCCGCACGCCUACCGAGCGCAAGCGCAAGCGGAAAAUAGACGACAUAGCCAGCAACAAGCAGCAGCAACCGCAGCCGCCAAACAUGGUGGUCGGGGGGCCCCCUCCGCCACCGCCUAGGUCGGUUACCGACACCAAGAAGAUAAAUGACUACUUCACCAAGCACGGUUCCCAUCCCGUGUCCAACCCGAUGAGACACGGCGGGGCGAAGUCACCGUCGCCAGGCGGACCUCCACAACAAGGUUACCCCAUGUUUAAUCCGGCGAGUGGGCCUCAAGCAUUGAGUCCCGUACUACCUCCGGACUAUGUUUCCAUACUCCACCCACCUAGGAUUAACUCUAGUUCCAUUACAAAAUGUAUACAGACUGAUUUAACGAGUCAUGCAAUCCAAGAGUUUGAAUGUCAGGCUUCUUCGGAUUUGGAACUCAGAAAUAAUAAAAUUGAUGAUUUGAAUAGGACAAAUGAAGAACUGAAACACCAAUUAAGCAGUCAACAGAAAACCAUCGAACAGCACAAGUCGCAUAUAAAUAAGUGCAUAGAUGUGGUAAAGAAGCUUUUAAAAGAAAAGUCUAAUAUUGAAAAAAAAGAAGCGAGACAACGGUGUAUGCAAAACAGACUUCGGCUUGGCCAGUUUGUAACGCAAAGGGUUGGUGCGCAAUUCCAAGAAAAUUGGACUGAUGGCUAUGCAUUUCAAGAAUUGUCCAGAAGACAAGAAGAAAUAACAUCAGAAAGAGAAGAGAUUGACCGACAAAAAAAGAUGCUAGUCAAAAAGCGGCCAUCAAAUAGUGAAACUGGUGGACGUAAACGAGCUAGCAGUCAGUCGGGUACAGGAAGUAGUAGUUCGACUACUAACAGCGUACCAAUCAAUUCAACACCCUCUGUUACGCCACCCAUAACGCUACCCAGCGCAAGUAUCAACAAUAACCAAGUAACUGGUGCUACAACAGGCACGGUCUUGCACAACGGCACUGUAGCCCCAUCGUCCGCAUUGGACACAGCAACGUUCCUAAAGCCAGAAGCUGUUCCAGGUUUAUCGUGGCAAGAGUAUUAUGAAGCAGAUGAGAUACUCAAGUUGCGACAGUCAGCAUUGAAAAAAGAAGAUGCUGAUUUGCAGCUGGAAAUGGAGAAGUUGGAGCGAGAGAGAAAUUUACACAUAAGGGAACUGAAGAGGAUUCACAAUGAAGACCAAUCUAGGUUCAACAAUCACCCUGUGUUAAAUGACCGUUAUUUGUUGCUCAUGUUGUUGGGAAAAGGUGGCUUCAGUGAAGUCCACAAAGCGUUUGAUCUAAAAGAACAACGUUAUGUAGCAUGUAAGGUUCACCAACUGAAUAAAGACUGGAAAGAGGAUAAAAAGGCUAAUUAUAUAAAGCAUGCACUGCGAGAGUACAAUAUUCAUAAAUCUUUGGACCAUCCAAGGGUUGUUAAAUUGUACGAUGUGUUUGAAAUAGAUGCAAAUUCGUUUUGCACUGUACUUGAAUAUUGUGAUGGACACGAUUUAGAUUUUUAUUUAAAACAGCACAAGACGAUAGCAGAACGAGAAGCUAGAUCAAUAGUUAUGCAAGUAGUAUCUGCUCUUAAAUAUUUGAAUGAGAUCAAACCUCCUGUGAUACAUUACGAUUUAAAACCUGGAAACAUAUUACUCACUGAAGGAAAUGUCUGUGGUGAAAUAAAAAUCACAGAUUUUGGCCUUAGUAAAGUGAUGGAUGAAGAAAAUUAUAACCCAGAUCAUGGAAUGGACCUAACGUCACAGGGAGCUGGAACAUAUUGGUAUUUGCCACCAGAAUGUUUUGUAGUUGGUAAAAACCCACCUAAAAUAUCAUCUAAAGUGGACGUUUGGAGUGUUGGUGUAAUAUUUUACCAAUGUCUGUAUGGCAAAAAGCCUUUUGGUCAUAACCAAUCUCAAGCUACAAUUUUAGAAGAAAAUACAAUAUUAAAGGCUACUGAAGUACAAUUUGCCAAUAAACCUACCGUCAGUAAUGAAGCAAAGAGCUUUAUUCGUUGCUGUUUAGCAUACCGUAAAGAAGAUCGUAUUGAUGUGUUCACCUUAUCUAGGCAUGAAUACCUGCAACCACCAUUACCAAAACAUGGCCGUCAGUCGGCUAAUAAUCAACAACAGCAACAGCAGCAACAGCAACAGCAACAACAGCAGCAGCAACAAAUAUCAGCAGCUAAUUUUGCAUCCGGCAUGUUUGGUAACAUGAAUGCAUCAAGUUCGUCCUAA